AUGGCUUCCUCCAUGGCACCUCCUCCAGGCUGCGGUAACAUUGACCCUGACUACUAUUUCCUCUGUGACGUCUGUGCAGCCUGGGGCAUCGGCUUGGAAACUCUGGCUGCUGCAGGCGUUCUGGCCACCCUGAUCCUCCUGCUGGCAUUCUUUGUCUGUAGCUGCAUGACCAAGGACAAAAACAAGAAGAAUGUGAUUCCCAUCCAAUUCCUGUUCAUCCUGGGCACCCUAGGAAUAUUCAGCCUCACAUUUGCUUUCAUCAUCCAGCUCAAUAAGAAAACUGGCCUGAUACGCUUCAUCUCAUUUGGGGCCCUCUUUGCUCUUUGCUUCUCCUGCCUUCUGACCCAUGCCUCCAACCUCAUCAAACUGGCGAGAGGAAAGCCCCCCCUUUCCAAGUUAUCAAUGCUGAUACGUACUGUUGGCCUCACAUUCAUUCAGAUCAUCAUAGCUGUCAAAUAUGCCAUUCUCACAGUAGAAAGAGGUGGCAUAGACUUGGCCAACAUGGGGAGAGAACAGCGCAACAAGGACUUUGUCAUGCUCCUGAUCUACGUGAUUGCCCUAAUGUUUUUCACCUUUAUUAUCUCCAUGUUCACUUCCUGUGGACCAUACAAAAGCUGGAAGAGGCAUGGGAUGCACAUCUGUAUCACUCUCCUUUUCUCCAUAGCCAUUUGGAGUUCAUGGAUCAGCAUGUUGCUCUUGAGUGGCGUCCCUUCUGAUGUGGAUCAAAGCCAGUGGGAUGACCCCCUUUUUAGUGUUGCUUUGGUGGCCAAUGGAUGGGUCUUCCUCAUGAUGUAUACACUACCUGAGAUCUGCUUCCUUACUAUCCCACAUCAGUCUGAAGAUUACCCUUCUGAAGGGAUUCUCUGGAAGUCCACAGCCAGACAACAGAGUGUUGAAGCUGGGAGUACUCACGCUCCAGAUAAGGAAGGAGCUGAAGAUGAUGUUUUGUUCCCUCCAAAUGGAACUGGUUUCCAGCCGAAGAAUCCUGAAACCAAACCAAAUUUCUCAAUUCCCCGGGCAAUGUUACACCCUGCAUACAGACAGGAAAUAAUGGUGCACUGUGAAGCCAAGAGGCAGGCCAAAUGA
Molecule: messenger RNA, 1086 nt
Organism: Gekko japonicus
Lineage: Eukaryota; Metazoa; Chordata; Lepidosauria; Squamata; Gekkonidae
Product: retinoic acid-induced protein 3-like
Exons: 3
Coding region: 1-1086 (361 amino acids)
Biological process (GO): G protein-coupled receptor signaling pathway
Cellular component (GO): extracellular exosome; intracellular membrane-bounded organelle; signaling receptor complex
Molecular function (GO): G protein-coupled receptor activity; protein kinase activator activity
Source: RefSeq, a predicted model, not a curated record